GCUUUUUGGUUUUGUGUGCUUCCACUCUCUCACACUCACUAUCUCUAAACUUUCUUUAUUGUCUUCUCUUUUCUCCUUUCUCUCUUCUCCUCUCUCUCCUUCCUUUUUCCUCUUCUACCCAAAUCGACUCUCCAAACUGAAAAUCUUUUUCUUCUUUCUCAAACUCUUCUUCUUAUUUUUCUCAAGCUUCAAAGUAAGAAAAAAAGAAGAAGAAAAUUUCCACCUGAAACCAACAAAAAAGAAUAAUAAUAAUAAUACAGAAACUGCUGCUUCUCUGAGUAUCUUAAAUGCAGCUCUAAUCUUUGAGUCUAAAAAUGCUUCCUUACUACAAGAAAGAAACCUCAAAGUUUGUGAAUUCCAAUGUUGUUAAUGUUAGCUCAUGUUUCAAAGGUUGCCCACUUCUGCUAAUAGACAUUUUUAAUGCUGGAUCUGUACUUACUUUCUUUCUUCCAGAUUCAUUAUUCUUCUAGUUCUCUCAGUUUUUAUGUCCCUUUUUUUUAACUUCUGUUUUCUUAAGCAGCUUAAUGGAGCUUAAUUAGCUAAGCAAAAGGCAUUUAUUGGGGUAUGGCAGAAAGCACCUGCAUGCUUCCAGGAGGAAAGCAAGGCCUGCAGGCUUUACAUCAUCAUAUACCCAGUGCAAAUAAAUUCUCAAUGAAGUUUUUUCCAGCUUCAAGUUUUCGUUUAAUUGUCUUGUUCACUCUUUUUUCUCUAGCUAUUGCUGACCUGAACUCUGAUAAGCAGGCUCUUCUCAACUUUUCGGCCGCUAUACCCCACUAUCGGCUCCUUAACUGGAACCCUGCUUCUUCAAUCUGCAAGUCUUGGGUUGGGGUUACUUGCAAUCCAAAUCAGACUCGUGUGCUUGAACUCCGACUCCCUGGGGUGGGGUUUAUUGGUCAAAUCCCAGCCAAUACACUUGGUAAACUUGAUGCCCUUAGGGUUCUCAGCCUCCGAUCCAAUCUACUUUAUGGCAACCUUCCUUCUGAUGUUACAUCUCUUCCAUCACUCCGAAACCUCUACCUCCAACAUAACAACUUCUCUAGCACAAUUCCUACUUCUUUCUCCUCACAACUCAAUGUACUGGAUCUCUCAUUUAAUUCUUUCUCUGGCAGCAUUCCUCAAACCAUAGCUAAUUUGACACAACUAACUGGUUUGAGCCUCCAGAACAACACCCUCUCUGGAGCCAUUCCUGACCUCAACCAAAGUAGGCUUAGACAUUUGAAUUUAAGUUACAACCAUCUUAAUGGCUCCGUCCCAUUCUCCCUUCAAAAGUUUCCAAAUUCAUCCUUCACCGGAAACUCUCUCUUAUGUGGACUGCCUCUUAAUCCUUGCUCCCCCAUCCUUUCUCCGCCUUCUCCCUCUCCUGCUUCCUCUCCUCCACCAGAAAUGCCUCAUAAGAAAGGUUCAAAAGCAAAGCUGACGUUGGGAGCCAUAAUUGCCAUUGCAGUAGGAGGAUUUGCAGUGCUCUUUCUUAUAGUUGUAAUUAUCUUGUGCUGCUGUUUGAAGAAGAAAGAUAAUGGAGGCAGUAGCGUGUUGAAAGGGAAGGCUGUUAGUAGUGGGAGGGGUGAAAAGCCCAAAGAGGAGUUUGGAAGUGGGGUGCAAGAACCUGAGAAAAACAAGCUGGUGUUCUUUGAGGGUUGCUCAUAUAAUUUUGAUCUUGAGGAUUUAUUAAGGGCUUCUGCUGAAGUGUUAGGAAAGGGUAGUUAUGGCACAGCCUAUAAGGCUGUCUUGGAGGAAUCAACGACAGUUGUAGUGAAAAGAUUGAAGGAGGUAGUGGUGGGGAAGAGGGAGUUUGAACAGCAGAUGGAGAUUGUUGGAAGGGUUGGGCAGCACCAAAAUGUUGUACCACUCCGUGCUUAUUAUUACUCGAAGGAUGAGAAGCUUCUAGUGUAUGACUAUAUCCAAGGAGGCAGCUUAUCUACACUUCUGCAUGGAAAUAGGCAAGCAGGAAGAACUCCACUAGAUUGGGACAACAGAGUAAAAAUUGCUCUUGGAACUGCACGUGGCAUUGCCCACCUUCAUUCUGCAGGUGGUCCAAAAUUUACUCAUGGAAACAUCAAGUCCUCAAAUGUCCUCCUGAACCAAGAUCAUGACGGGUGCAUCUCUGAUUUUGGCCUUACCCCUCUAAUGAAUGUUCCUGCAACUCCAUCUCGGAGUGCAGGCUAUCGAGCUCCUGAAGUGAUCGAAACCCGUAAGCACACCCAUAAAUCAGAUGUCUACAGCUUUGGUGUCCUCUUGCUUGAGAUGCUGACAGGUAAAGCUCCACUUCAAUCUCCAUCACGGGAUGACAUGGUUGAUCUGCCUCGAUGGGUCCAAUCAGUUGUAAGGGAGGAGUGGACAGCUGAAGUUUUUGAUGUUGAGCUGAUGAGAUACCAAAAUAUUGAAGAAGAAAUGGUCCAGAUGCUGCAAAUUGGGAUGGCCUGUGUAGCGAAGGUGCCAGACAUGCGACCGAACAUGGAUGAAGUUGUUCGGAUGAUUGAAGAAAUACGGCAAUCUGACUCAGAGAACCGGCCAUCUUCCGAAGAGAACAAAUCUAAGGACUCAAAUGUCCAGACUCCAUGAUUGGCCAAAAGUCAUUGCAUGAUUUCGAGAUCUCAAUUGAACAUUCCCAAUGUGCAUAUGCCUUGUAAGGUUUUCCAAAGUAUUGUUCAAAACCUUACGUGCAUGUGCAGCUUCAUAGUGUGAAUUUGUCCAAAAUUUUUCUCAGUUCAUUUUUUUUUUUUUUCAGAUUUGUAGUCUUGAUUUUUUUGUUCUCUUUUAAAUUUCAAUUAGGUGGGUUUCUCUUGAUCUAUUGUAAUAUUUAAUUCAACAUUGUGAAUGAAUUGCUGACCUUGAAUCAAUAACUUCUCACAACUUCCUCCCUCUU
Ricinus communis (castor bean) is the source of this 2863-nucleotide messenger RNA. Its product is annotated as probable inactive receptor kinase At5g58300. The coding region runs from base 565 to 2559 and encodes 664 amino acids. Gene Ontology annotation, molecular function: protein binding; protein kinase activity; ATP binding. NCBI's taxonomy places the organism in Eukaryota, Viridiplantae, Streptophyta, Magnoliopsida, Malpighiales, Euphorbiaceae. The transcript has 3 exons. Gene Ontology annotation, biological process: protein phosphorylation. The record is from RefSeq and is a predicted model, not a curated record.